Molecule: messenger RNA, 1825 nt
Organism: Bursaphelenchus xylophilus (pine wood nematode)
Lineage: Eukaryota; Metazoa; Nematoda; Chromadorea; Rhabditida; Aphelenchoididae
Source: the annotation of a GenBank genome assembly
AUGUUUUUUCCGGCAGGUCGAAUUUAUUCGACCGUGCUGGCAAUCUGUUUGUUCCUGGCUUUAUUUACAAGUGAAGUGCUAAGUCAAGUAGCGGAAGAUACCAGUCUCAUCAACGAGACCAACCUGCAAACGGCACUACAAUCGGAUUUCGAAUGCAGUUUUGACAAAAUGUAAGCGGAUCUUCGGACGGACUAAAGAUUUUAGUGAAUGGAUUCAAGUGAAAUUCGUCCGGAAUCUGUCGAUUUGGAAGUAUGAGAUUGCCAAGGACGGCGGAAAAUACAAAGUCGUGCUUCGUAAGAUCUACAAUCAGACGGAACCGGAGUUGCGUUUCACGAAAGCCUUUGAUGGAUCUCAACCGUUGAAGGUAUACGAUCUUAUUAGGAAUCAUUGUCAAUCAAUUUCUAGCUCUCUUUUCGCCCUGGCAAGGUUUGGACUUGCUCUGAUGACGAGAAAAUGGUCAACCACAGCAGCUCGCUGCUCCAGAGAGUCGAUUCGUUUAGUGUCAAAUAUGUCAGCAAAGACGCUAUGAAGAAGCAGUGUACCAUUGCUGCAUCGACUGUUGAAAAGGAUCCACUUGUUGAUGUAGCCCCGUUUGAUGAGGAGCUGGAAAUGGUAGGCCGAUAAUCGGGGAGUCGUGGAAAUAAAAACAAUCUUUUCCUAAAUUCAUAUUUUUUAGUGUCUUUCUCGCUCGUCUACCACUCGUAAUCCGCCCACGCUUCAUUCUACCACAGGUCAUCACGGAAACACGACAACUUCGAAACCACCGGUCCCUCCAUCAACGAGCACUUUGCCGACGAAUCCAACGACCGUACCAACGAAAAAGUCGACUACAGUCAAUCCUCCGACUCCUGAAACCUCUACAACCCAUCAUUCUGCGAGUUCUACCCCAACCUCGACGACGACUUCUCGCAAUCCGCCCACUGUUCGUUCUACCACGGUUCAUCACACAACCAAGACAACUCCGAUGCCACCAGUUCCUCCAUCAACGAGCACUUUGCCAACAAAACCAACGUCCGUACCAACGGAAAAGACGACUACAGUCAACCCUCCGACUCCUCCAACCUCUACAACCCAUCACGCUGCGAGUUCUACCCCAACCUCGACGACGACUUCUCGUAAUCCGUCCACUGUUCGUUCUACCACAUCAUCCAAGACAACUCCGAACCCCCCAGUCCCUCCAACAACGAGCACUUUGCGAACGACUUCAACGGCUGUAACAACCGGCGGUCCAACGAGAAAGUCGAGUACAGUCAAACCUCCGACUCCUCAAACCUCGACAACCCAUCCUGCAAGUUCUACCCCAACCUCGACCUCUAGAAGGCCAGUCACUGGCACCGGUACCACUGCCGAGCCGGCAACUCAUGUUUCGGACAACAUCACCACUUUGGAGCCAAUCACCGGCACUGCCGAUUACAAUAUUACGACAAUUGAGCCGGGGAACUCUACUCAUGUAAGUGGCACUUCAACUGUGUGCGUGCAGUAUUAGUAAUUGAUGGUUUUCUUUUUUAUCAGUCUGUUAGGAAAAUAUUAAUGAGCAUCUGUUUCGUGGAAAAUUGCGUUGCCGCCGAGAAAAUGGAUUUUGUCGCGCCAAAAUCAAGUUGAUUUUCACUUCAAUGACUCGAGCGACGCAUUAUUUUCCGGACAGACUAAAAUACGCAUUUUCUUUCAGGAUAACUUGUCCAAGCUGCGCUUGGAAGCUCGUCGUGUCCUUUUUCUGAUCGCUGCCCAGUCCAUCGCACUAGUUGUGUUCGCAUUUAUCUUUCUGGGGCUUUUGAAAGCUUCGGCGAUCUUGAAACCAAUCACCACGCAAAAGAAGGAACGCUAA